CCGCGCAGCCGCGGGGAAGAGCCGCGGGUGCGCGGCCCCCAGCCCCCGGCCGCCGGAACAUCUUCAGACACUGAUUUGCAGAAGAUUCUGGAAUACAGAGGAGUAGCUGAGAUUCUUCAGACCAUUUCUUGUCUUCUCUAAACUCAGAAAAUCAUCUUUCAUCUUCUGGAUGUUCAAGCCUUUCACCUUAAACUUUAAGCUUUACCUUUUCUGCCUGGUAACAAGUUACCCUCUCAGUCUGUUCUUAUCUUAAGGGGCUGCGGGAACUGAACUCAGUAGCUGACCAGCAUGGCGAAGGUUAGAGUUGUUCUAACUGUCUGCCAGUUGGUGCUAGAAUUGUUAAUGAAUUCAUUAACUGAGUCUUCCAUACAGAGUAAUGAAUGUCCACAGCUUUGUGUAUGUGAAAUCAGGCCAUGGUUUACACCACAGUCAACGUACAGGGAAGCCACAACAGUUGACUGCAAUGACCUUCGAUUAACAAAAAUCCCCAGCAAUCUUUCUGGUGACACUCAAGUCCUUCUCUUACAAAGCAACAACAUUGCAAAGACCACAGACGAACUCCAACAGCUCUUUAAUUUAACAGAAUUGGAUUUUUCACAAAAUAACUUCACAAGUAUCAAAGAUGUGGGGCUCUCAAACCUCACUCAACUUACUACUUUGCACCUGGAGGAAAACCAGAUAACAGAGAUGACUGACUACUGCUUGCAAGACCUUUGCAAUCUUCAGGAGCUAUAUAUAAAUCACAACCAGAUCAGCAGCAUAUCUGCAAAUGCAUUCUCUGGCCUGAAGAAUCUUUUAAGAUUGCAUCUCAACUCCAACAAAUUAAAGGUUAUUGACAGCCGGUGGUUUGAUUCUACUCCUAACUUAGAGAUUCUCAUGAUUGGAGAAAACCCAGUGAUUGGAAUACUAGAUAUGAAUUUCAAACCACUCUCAAAUUUAAGGAGUCUAGUUUUGGCAGGUAUGUAUCUCACAGACAUUCCUGGCAAUGCCUUAGUAGGCUUGGAUAGCCUUGAAAGUCUUUCCUUCUAUGACAACAAGUUGGUAAAAGUUCCUCAGCUUGCACUUGAGAAAGUUCCAAAUUUAAAAUUCCUGGAUCUCAACAAAAAUCCAAUUCAUAAAAUUCAAGAAGGUGAUUUUAAAAACAUGCUCAGAUUGAAGGAGCUUGGAAUCAAUAAUAUGGGAGAACUCGUUUCUGUUGAUAGGUACGCGCUGGACAACCUGCCUGAACUUACAAAGCUUGAAGCCACCAACAAUCCAAAGCUGUCUUACAUACAUCGUUUGGCAUUUCGCAACGUUCCUGCCCUGGAGAGCUUGAUGCUGAACAACAAUGCCUUGAAUGCAGUCUACCAAAAGACAGUGGAAUCCCUUCCAAACCUGCGUGAGAUCAGCAUCCACAGUAACCCCCUCAGGUGCGACUGCGUCAUUCACUGGAUCAACUCAAACAAAACCAAUAUCCGUUUCAUGGAGCCUCUCUCUAUGUUUUGUGCUAUGCCUCCAGAGUACAGAGGACAGCAGGUGAAGGAAGUGUUAAUACAGGAUUCAAAUGAACAGUGUCUUCCAAUUAUCUCCCGUGAGACCUUUCCAAAUCACUUAAACCUGGACGUUGGCAUGACAGUGUUUUUAGAUUGUCGGGCCAUGGCAGAACCCGAGCCAGAAAUUUACUGGGUCACUCCUCUGGGCAAUAAAGUAACUGUUGAAAGUCUGUCUGACAAAUACAAGCUGAGCAGUGAAGGCACCUUGGAAAUCUCUAACAUCCAGGUUGAAGACUCGGGGAGCUACACCUGUGUUGCUCAAAACGCAGAAGGGGCUGACACAAGGAUUGCUACUCUCCGGGUGAACGGAACGCUUCUGGAUGGUACCCAGGUCCUGAAAAUCUACGUUAAGCAAGCUGAAUCCCAUUCCAUCUUGGUUUCUUGGAAAGUUAAUGCCAACGUUAUGACUUCCAAUUUAAAAUGGUCAUCAGCCACCAUGAAGAUUGACAACCCCCACAUUACAUACACUGCCCGGGUCCCGGUCGAUGUACAUGAAUAUAACCUCACACAUUUACAGCCAUCUACAGACUACGAGGUGUGUCUCACGGUGUCAAGUAUCCAUCUGCAAACACAGAAGUCCUGUGUUAAUGUUACAACAAAAAAUGCAGCUUUUGCUCUAGAUAUUUCAGACCAAGAAACCAGCACAGCCCUUGCAGCAGUAAUGGGAUCCAUGUUUGCUGUCAUCAGCCUGGCCUCCAUUUCUGUUUAUAUUGCAAAACGAUUUAAGAGAAAAAACUACCACCACUCAUUGAAAAAAUAUAUGCAAAAGACCUCUUCGAUCCCACUCAAUGAGCUCUACCCUCCCCUUAUUAAUCUCUGGGAAGGUGACAGUGAAAAAGACAAGGAUGGUUCUGCAGAGACCAAGCCAACCCAAGUCGACACAUCCAGAAGCUAUUACAUGUGGUAACUCAGAGGAUAUUUUGCUUCUGGUAGUAAGGAGCACAAAGACUUUUUUGCUUUAUUCUGCAAAAACGAGAAGUUGAAGACUUUUGUAUUUUUGACUUUGCUAGUUUGUGGCAGAGCAGCGAGGACAGGUGGAUAUUUCAGAAUUUUUUAGUAUAGCGUAUCGCAAUUGUUGGACACACAUGGCAGCUUCACCUAGCUUCCAAUUCUUCUUUUUCUUUUCCUUUUUUUUUUAGUUACCGUGCUAAACUUAAUGCUGUUCUAACUACAGUGCUGAAUCCAAUGAAUGAGAGGCUGGGGUUCCCCUGGGGUUCAAAAGUAGCACCACCCCAUCCUCCUGAAGCCAUCAGCAGAGCGCAGGAUCUCACACAGCUCACACACAGUUUUGAGACUGCAUUGAACUAGGUUUGUAACGCUGGUCUGAGGACUCGUACUGAGGAAAGGAGACCUGGAAUGAUGUUAGUUGACUGUACUGUAAUGUUGUAUCAACUGAUUUGAAUGUUUUUGACUUGGAAUGAUGAGUUUUCCUUUUCCUGUUUAUUUUUGUAGUAGUUGAGAAGGCUUAGGUAAAGCUAACAGGCAGUUUUUUAAUGUAACAGACUAAAUGUUAAUUGCUCUCUUAUUCUUUUUAUUAUAUUUAGUAGACACCUUCAAAGCAUACUAGAGUUUUGUUGUGUUUAAGUCACCAACAGGUGGUGAUUUAGUUUCGUUCUGAUUUUUUUAUUUUAGAAGUCACAAUAGUGUAUUUGGUUUAGAUAUCACUAGUUUGACUGGUGAUCAUGUUUUGACAUAAAAUAUAUCCAAAAUGUUAUAUACAAAUAUUGUGUUUUUUUCUCAAUGGGAUUAUGUUUCAAAAAAAGUUCCUUUUUAAAAAAAAAAAACAACAUUUAUUUUAAUAGCAGUGUUUUCUCUGCACUAGAUGCAAAAUACUGAAAAUAAUUUAGUCACAAAAAUGUAUGGGUACAGCUUUUUGACUGUAAGUCACAUGCAGAAUCAAAACUGUUUGGCAUAAGGUAAACAACAGAAAUAGUUUACCAAGUGUGUAACAAAACAUCUGCCUUUUUGUAUACGUUUCUGUUUAUAUUUUGAGCUAAGAUACAAACGACGCUGACAUUUAGCUGUCAUUAUGAUCAGGUAGGACAAAAAAAACCCAGCUCAGUGCUACCAGACUAAAAUAAAACUCUUGAAUCCUGGCAUAUAAUUAAAAAAAAAAAAGGGGGGGGAGAAUUGGAUUAAUAUUCCUUCAAAAGCAGAAAUUAAGAUAGCAAAAACUAACAGGACAGUAAUAACUUUGGGUCCAAUACUGAGCUGUAUUUUUUACAGGCUUAAAAAUACCAGUACUCUUAAGUAUUUUACUGAAUAAGUCAGAAGUGUGAAAAUUCAAAAAGUGGUGUUUCCAUGUGUGCACUGGGACUAACAUAAAUGCCUAAUUUGCAGUUGAACCCACAGAAGCUUUGUACAGUGUCUUUUCUGAAUCCAUGGCAGCUCUCCCAGGGGCUGCACAGGAGGCCCAUGCAGGGUGGGUUUCUGGGGAAGAAUGUGGUUGCAGUUACAACAGGUACCUAAUCAGCAAGCACAGAUUUUUUACACUUUAUGACCAGUAUUAAUGUAUGACUUUUUACAUGUUUUUACAUACCAGAUACAUUGUUGGUAAGUAAAAGUUAAUUGUUAAAAUAAUUGAUGUGCCUGGGUUUGAGCUGGCUUGCUGUUUUUUAACUCAGUAGCUUCUCAAAUAUAUCAAAGACCCCUCCCAAAAUUUACAAAUAGCUUCAAGCUUAGUUUUCCCCUUCAGCCGGCUGUCUCAAAAUGAAAAAGUUGCCUGCACAGUUUCACUAAUAAGCUGCUUUGGUGCAAAAACUUCAGUACGUCUCUUGGAUACAUGUCGUGUUGAUCUUGCACUUCAACGUGGAGCUGAGUGAAGGUAUUAAUGAUGCAUUUAAAUCAAGUACUUAUGCUGCUGUAUGCAAUCUUUUAUAUGUUUGUGAGGUCUCAUCCAUUUUGAAUUAUGUGACAGUUAGAUGUUGGGAUUAGGCAAAUGUUUUUUGAUCAUGGAGAAGUAGCAUGGUGGAAGCAUUUAUUCAUCACCUGCUCCUGUAUUUGUUUCUAAUGUUAAUGGAAAAUUUCCUCUUGCCUUCUCCAGAAAAGCUUCAGAGCAAUAAUUAUCAUCUUGUCUAACCUUAGAACUGCCUCUGUUAUUACAGCAGGCAUGAUGAAUUCAAACUGAGACCCCUGUUGCUGUGAGGAUUCACUCUACUUUUUCCGGAGAAAAGGACACAGUGAGGAAAAAAAUGACAGCAAAAUUAUGGCUUCCAACUUAUGUUACAUCAUAAAAUUGUCUUUAGAAAAUAAUUAAUUGAACAUGUGUCAGACGGUGCAGAGCAAGCCCCCUUCUCCAAUCAUCUCCUCAGCUUCCUGCAGCACUUGUACAGCUAUACCAUAAAUACUCAGUAACAAAGAUCACAAAAAGCCCACAGUGCUUUACCUGAGCAUCCUGCCAAACCUAUGGCAUAGACCACUUUGGGCCCACCAAUCACCAUAAGCUAAUCAAGCUUGGGGCUGCCCUCCAAAAGAGAGAUCCUGCUCUUCCUGCUCCUUGUCCCCACCUCCCAUCCUUGACUACACGCAACAUUAAGAUCUCUCUGCCUUCUGAACGUGCUCAUAUUGACCAGUCCCUGCUGGUGGAGACAGAGCACACCCAGAACUCUCUGUGUGUGUGUGUGUGUGUGGCCGGGUUUGCUCACACCUGGCUAUCCUGCAGUUCAGGUAGUUUCAGAAACAGAAUGACGGGCACAAAGGAAGGUGGCAGGGAUGCGUGGCCAAGGAGCAGGACUGAGCAGCAAUCAACACUUCAACCAGCAAUUGCCUAGAGAGGCUGGGGGGGUACAGGAAGUAAAACAAUGUUCAACAUUUUCCUUUCCACUGGGGAAAUAAGAGGCCUUUUGUUCCCUGCAGGCCUAUUUGGCAGUUUUAUUUCAUUUAUCAUCUUUUCAGAGCAAUGCUGUUACAGAACAGCAGGAGAAAAUGGCCUUAUGACAGCCAUACACCUCUCCAGGAUGUGCUGAUUUGCAGGAUUUCAGGAAAGCUGAUGUUGCUGGGAGACUUGGGCAGAGAGUCUCAGCUUACCUGAGAGCAGCUGUGCAGCAAGAAGCACCUCAUUAACGGGGUAUAUUCUGCACACACAGCCCUCAGCAAUCAAUGGUUUCAGCCUUGUAAUUUGACACCUUAGAAUUCUGUACAGACCCCCUGGAAAUUUAAAAUUUUGCUAAGAAAAAAAGCAGGUAACAGAUUAAUCACAUGUGGCAUAUAAUCUGAGUAAAUAACCUUCACCCUUGUGCUAGCAAUUUUCUGCUUGCAGUUUAUUGUGAGCAAAAAUAAAAAUACUCUACCUAAUUGCCUUCAAAAUGUAUCUGUAUCUACUAUCCACUGAGGACAGAAAAACACCCCCAGUUUGCUCAGAAGCAGAGACUGAGACUGGCCACUUUGCAAACAGUAUGGGGAAAAACAUCAUUAUCUUUCAUUUGGCUAACAGUUUAGAAAUGCUGUGGUAGGGUAUGCAUUUCAUACCCAACUAGCCUUCCACAGUGUUACUUCCACUUGGUUGCCCAAGAAUAAAAUAUUUCAGUCCCCUGAAGAGUAAAUAGCUCACUCAAGUGUGGUAUGUGGUACUCCAGCUAAAUCCACUUCAUUUCCUCACCUAAAUCACAAUAUCCUGGACAGAGAGGGUGUUUGCAGCCAUGAGCCAAGACUCCCACUGGAUAUGGUCUUGGAAUAAAGUGCACAAACACAGAUACUUUCAUAGAGCUUUGAUCUGCCCUCCCACCCUGCCUCAUGAAUAUGUACUCAGUUACUAAAAGAAGGUUAUGAAAAGACCAAUAGUUGGACCACUGGUUUCAUAAAUGGGUUAAAACUGGAAAUAGGUCAGCAAAUCUGAAAGCCAGUGAGAAGUGCAUCGACUUGACCUGUUGCCACUGACAAGCUGGGAUGUAAGUGAUAAAAGGAGUUCACAUUAGGCAACUCUUUUUGCUUUGUGCUGGCAAUCUUGAAACCAAGACUGUGGACAAACCACCGCAAUGGAAAUUCCUGAAACUGAGUGGGAUAAGCAGCUGAGGGCUAUUGCAGCAUCACCACAGCCAAUGCAACCUGUAUGGGAACAGAACAGUUCACCUGGGGUGUCUAAUCAUUGCAGCACCCUGCAAAGCCUCACGAUGGACACACACACAGUGUGAGUCAUGGUGGAAAAGCACACAGGCACCUGGGACAGGUGCUGGAGGAGCUGUUUCACAAGCCACCCAACACAAUAGGAGUAGCUGUUCAUUACACUGUGAUCCUGUUCCACCACCCACCACUGAAAGCAACGCCAUGAAUCUGCUGCAACCGGGAUCUGCCUUCUCAUGCUUCCCAUGCCCACAGCACAAGUGCUGCAGCCCCAGCGCCCACAGCGACAGAACCCCCAACCGAAGGGCAAGGUGAAGGUGCUGCCAUCAAACUUCUUCAGGAAAAGCCAGAGUGCCUGAGUUGGAGAUACCAAACGCUGUUACACGUGGCCCUUGUUAAAACACUUGACACUGUGUCCCUGCAAAAAAAAAGAGACUACUGCUACCAAGCCCCCUGGAUAGCAUUUCUCAGCAGUGUCAUACACAAGUGGUUUGUUUCCCCUGAACUGUCAAAUCUUGUAAUCUCCUUUUCUGCUCUUUCCAACUACUGCAAUUUUUUAUGUUUGAGAACUGUUAUCCACCCACACCCCUGUACAUUUGCUCUGUAUUCAGCCUUUCCCUGGUCUCAUCCUGCUGCCCACCCUUCUGCCAGUCAAGGGCAAAUCCUUACAGCCUUGGUCAUUGUGACACCUUGUGAGAUUACACUAAAGGACUUCAAAUGUGUAUUUAACUUUGCAGCUACCUGUUUCC
This is a messenger RNA of Apus apus (common swift), 7339 nucleotides long. It is a transcript of the gene LRRN1, whose product is annotated as leucine rich repeat neuronal 1. The record is from RefSeq and is a predicted model, not a curated record. Bases 289 to 2439 code for a protein of 716 amino acids. NCBI's taxonomy places the organism in Eukaryota, Metazoa, Chordata, Aves, Apodiformes, Apodidae. The transcript is spliced from 2 exons. Gene Ontology annotation, molecular function: protein binding.